AUGGGAGAACUCUAUCUACAAGGAAAUUUGUUUGAUGGAGCCAUUCCAGAUAUAAGAGGCUUGGUGGAUAUUAAAGAAAUUGAUUUCUCGAACAAUAAUCUCUUUGGAGUUAUACCUGGAUAUCUUGCAAAUUUUUCCAAGUUGCAGUAUCUCAAUCUAUCCAUUAACAAUUUCGAGGGAAGAGUGCCAACAGAAGGGAAAUUUCAGAAUGCAUCUCUAGUUUCAGUAUUUGGAAACAAAGAUCUAUGUGGAGGCAUCAGGGAGUUGCAACUAAAGCCAUGCUCAAGGCAAGAACCACCAAUGGGAAGAAAGCAUUCCUCUCUUUCAAGGAAAGCUGUGAUAUGGGUCAGUAUUAGUUAUGGAGAUCUUCAAAAUGCAACAGAUGGUUUCUCUUCAAGCAAUUUGAUUGGGUCAGGUAGUUUUGGUACUGUGUUUAAGGCAUUGCUCCCUGUGGAGAAUAAGGUUGUUGCAGUCAAAGUUCUAAACAUGGAGAGACGUGGAGCAAAGAAGAGCUUUAUGGCAGAAUGCGAAUCCUUGAAAGACAUAAGGCAUCGUAAUCUUGUAAAAUUGUUGACAGCUUGUUCGAGUAUUGAUUUCCAAGGAAACGAAUUUAGAGCUCUCAUCUAUGAUUUCAUGCCGAAUGGAAGCUUGGAUAUGUGGCUGCAUCCAGAGGAAAUAGAAGAGAUUCAUAGGCCCUCGAGAACCUUGACACUUCAUGAAAGGCUGAACAUUGCCGUAGAUGUGGCUUUUGUUUUGGACUAUCUUCAUGUCCACUGCCAUGAACCUAUAGCCCAUUGUGAUCUAAAGCCAAGCAACGUCCUUCUAGACGAUGACCUGACUGCCCAUGUUAGCGACUUUGGUCUGGCUCGGCUCCUCCUCAAAUUUGACCGAGAGUCCUUCCUCAAUCAACUAAGCUCAGCCGGAGUCAGAGGAACCAUCGGCUAUGCCGCUCCAGAAUAUGGAAUGGGAGGGCAGCCUUCAAUACAUGGUGAUGUGUAUAGCUUUGGGGUUUUCCUUUUGGAAAUGUUCACUGGAAAGCGACCAACCAAUGAGUUAUUUGGGGGAAACUUUACACUACACAGCUACAUCAAAUCUGCGUUGCCAGAGCGAGUAUUGGAUGCUGCCGAUGAAUCAAUUCUUCACAUCGGUCUUAGAGUCGGUUUUCCAAUUGUUGUGUGCUUGAAAUUGGUUUUUGAGGUUGGACUUAGGUGCAGUGAAGAAUCUCCUACAAACCGGUUGGCAAUGAGUGAAGUCGCAAAGGAGUUGAUCUCAAUCAGAGAGAGGUUCUUUAAAGCCAGAAGAACAACCCGACGUUGAAGUGUUUAUGGUUUUGGUACGAACUUUGCAACCUACCGAAAAGGCUUGUAAUAUCUUUUCUUAAUAAUUUGUGGGUUUUACUCUACCAAACAUAUUUAUGCUUGCAAAAUAUUGUUUGUUAAUGAAUGCUUGAAUUAUAUGACAAUGUAUGAAUGUUGUUUUACCAACUUUUUAUAAAAGCUAAUCCAAUAAAUGUUCCCUUUCAAUUUCAUGUCCCACCACUCCAACUGCAGCUUCUGUGGUCAUAACAUUCAUCCAGUACGUCCUUGAACACGAUGUAAGCCUAGUAACGAGUUCUUGAACACAAGGUAUUCGUUCUGCUACGAAUCUCGAACCAACAUACAUCGUGAAGCUCACUGCUUUUAUUUGGAUUUUCUUAGUUUUCGUAAUGCAAGUUCUGUUUUUUUUUUUUUUUUUUUUUUUUUUUUUUUUU
Molecule: messenger RNA, 1750 nt
Organism: Arabidopsis lyrata subsp. lyrata
Lineage: Eukaryota; Viridiplantae; Streptophyta; Magnoliopsida; Brassicales; Brassicaceae
Product: probable LRR receptor-like serine/threonine-protein kinase At3g47570
Exons: 3
Coding region: 1-1317 (438 amino acids)
Biological process (GO): protein phosphorylation
Molecular function (GO): protein kinase activity; ATP binding; protein binding
Source: RefSeq, a predicted model, not a curated record